This is a messenger RNA of Ilex paraguariensis (yerba mate), 469 nucleotides long. The record is from the annotation of a GenBank genome assembly. Lineage: Eukaryota; Viridiplantae; Streptophyta; Magnoliopsida; Aquifoliales; Aquifoliaceae.
AUGGAUUUGGCAUAUGCUGCUGGCCGAGCUGGAGGCACCAUGACUGGAGUUCUUAGUGCAGCUAUCAAGAAAGCUGUCGAACCAAUUAUCGAUGAAAAGAUCAGCUUCCUGGACAUUUUUAAGGUCGUGGAGCUAACAUCUGAUAAGCAUCAGGCAGAGCUGCUGUCUUCGCCUUCGGUUGAGGAAAUCAUACAUUAUGACUUGUGGGCACAGCGAUAUGCUGCCAGUUUCCAACCCUCGGCUGGUUUGAGUCCGGUUCUUGUAUGACCACUCGACAUUCGAGUCGAUAAAUGGCCAUCUUUGUUGAGGUAUGCAAUGCAGGAAGCUAAUUGUAUACCAGUGUUGAAGAUGAACAAGUCUGUAUUCCAUCUAUAAGUUUUAAAUCAAUGUACUCAUCUCCAAAUAUGAAGGAUGGUCGUAUUAAUAUUGAAAUAUCCGAAAUUUAAGCUUAUGUUUUUGGACCAUAUUU